GACAUUUCUCUCUUUACAGGAUUGCCUGUCGAGAUGGAAUCCGACGCGAGGUUUGCUCACCUUCUUCAACCCAUUAGGGAUCUAGCGAAGAACUGGGAGGUUGACAUUGCAUCACAUCUAGAGGAUUAUGUUGCUGAGAUGGAGGUGAUUGUAAUCAGCUUCGAUGGCGGUUCUACCACAAUGAACUUUGCGGAGGCAGCGCUUCUAAUUCAGGGUUCAGCCUGUAUCUACAGCAAGAAAGUGGAAUAUCUCUAUGCCCUGGUCUACCAAACCUUAGAUCUGCUUGCUAGUAAAAAGAAAAUGCAGCAGGCGUGUUCAGUUGAUGCUGAAGGAAAAGAUACAGAUGCAUCGUUUGCAUUUAAAAAGAAUGAAAUCGAGUUUUUAUCAUUAGAUGAUCUUCCGGUAGCAAAGAACAUUGACCUAAAGGAAGAAAAUGACCGCAAUCACAACUUGACUGGACAUCUUCUAGCUCAAACACCUUUAUCGUUGCUCAAAGUGGAAGGAGCUGAUCGAGGAAUACCAUUGACAAACCGUAAGGGAGAGACCGUAGGCUACAAGGGAGACUUCCGUAUCAACAGUUCGAUGUUUCACUCGUCCAGAGCGCUCCUCAUCGACCCGUCUCAUCUAUCUCUAUUAGAACAAUCUAUGAUGAGACAUCCUGCCUCAACCCCAGCUAACUUCAUCCUUAAUGCUCCAUUCAGUCCUGUGAAGAAUGAUAACGUCAUACCUGAUAUCCCAGAUGACAUAGCGGAUGACAUUCCUAAGCAUGAUAUGAGUGCUGAUGAUGUUGAGAUGGGACUGCCCUUCGAUGAUCUGAUCGAUGAUGACGAUCAACAACCAAUGCAGGUGGAGGAGAAGAGAGCGUUGAGGGCAAGGGUCGUUGCCCCCAUUAAACCAAUCAAAGAGUUUGUUGACCCCUGGGAACCACUCGAUCCUCAUGACACUAAAGGAGCUGUAUUAAAACCAUUCAAGAAAGGAAAGAGUUUCAAGCUUCCAUCGGCGAUGUCCAAGAACGCUGGGAAGGGUCGGAAAAGGAAGAAGCAGCCAGUCCAAGAAAAGACUGAACUCUGUCCCCUUGUAGAAUUCAUCAACAGAGCUUAUUUCUCCCAUGCAUCAAAGCUUCCGAGCAACCCUUUGAAGCUACCAUACCAUGAAGAGUUUGAAUACCUCUACUACACUGAAUAUAAAAAACAACUGGACACGAGCAGGAGAGAGAAAAGGAGACUGGCUCAACAAGGAAAGUUCGAAGAGCUUGCUAAGAGAGAGCAGGAAGAAGCGGAAGAGGAUGAUGAUUACCAUGGCAACGAUGUAGUCAACGAUGAUGGAGGAGAUAACUUUGGUUUCGAUGGACCUGAGGAUGUGUUUGAAGAGGACAUUGAUCAAGAAGAUAGGUUACAGCAACCUGUGGACGACCAUUUAGCGAGCAGUCAGGAUGCGAUGAUAACCAGCUACGAGGAGCUUGUCAGAAAGCAUGUGGAAGCCUACCUCGCCAGUGCCUCGGAGUAUGCCCAGAUGACAGAAUUAUCAAAGAGAGUACAACAAUGGGAAGAUAGGAUAACGCCCGUCUUGGCAAGAGAAGAAAAGUUUGCCUACUUCGACAUCAAUGAAUAUGGCAAGUUUGUCUUGGAGAAAUUAGACAAUAUCCAGAAGGCAUCGCAGAAGAAAGAAAAGGUCACGACCUUUGCGGAGGUCAUGGAAGAUCGUCAGAUUCACGAAGUCAGCCGAUACUUCCUCGCAACGCUUCAGCUGGCCAAUAAUUACAACGUUGAGGUGUCGAGUAAAGGUCCCGGCCAGGAAGGCAUGGAUACGAUGGCCCUCAGACUGCUCAAUAUGAAACAACAUCACGAGAACAUGGCGGAGUAUAGGGCGCCCUCUGUAGACGAUAACAAGCAUUGAUCAUUGAAUGAACAUCAAAAGGGGACAGUACUACCAACCUUGUCUAUAUUGGUUUAUCUGUGAAAAGCGUUCGUCCGGGCCCCGUCUUCCAAAGAGUUACGAUUGAUCCAAUCAACCACAACUAUGGAAAGCCAGCAAUGUCAACAUCUAAAAUACACGGUUGUUAAAAAUAUUUUUUUGAUAUGAUGUAAAUUCGUAUAUUCCCUGUUUUCUUGACAGUUCAGUAUGCUACUCUUUGUUUUCAAAGGACAUUGUGCAAAUUUCCUGAAGAACAAAAUCUAUGUCAUGGAUGGAUUUCCAUGUACUGGAGGUUGAUUUGAUCAAUCAGAACUCUUUGUAAAAUUGUAACUAUAGAAAUACAUCAGUGUCAUAAUUUUUUUCUACGAAAAAUUUGCACAAUGUCUUGUGUAUGCAAAGAAAAGCACAGUGAAUUUUCAAGAAAACAAUGAAUGCAUGAAUAUCCAUCAUAGCUAGAAAAUAUUUUGAACAAACAUGCAUAACAGGUGUUGACGUUUGUGAUAGUUGUGAUUGAUCGGAUCUAUAGUAACUCUUUGGAAGACAGGGCCCUGGCCAAGAUCCUGGUGGAUCAAUUGGCUUAUUUUCAAUUGGUCUAAUGCCAAUUAGUCCAAUUACUAAGAACUUGGUCUGCCAUCAGUUUGUCCACUAUCCAUGUGGUCUAAGUGCUAUUUCGUCCAACCACCAUUUUGUCCAAUUAUCAGUUGGUCCAAUAGCCAUCUAGUCCAUAUACCAUUUGGUCUGAUUUCACUAAGUGUUAAUUUGGCAAAUUGAAAGAAAAUCAAAUGGAUAUUAGACCAACUGGUUAUGAGCCGAAACACUCACAGACGAAUUGGUGAUUAGACGAAGUGAUGAUUGGACCAAAUGGUUGUUAGACGGAGCGUUGAUGGACGGAUUGGCAUUAGACUAAAUGAAGGUAGACCAUGUGGUGAGUGGACGAGUUGGCAGUUUAUCGAUCAAUUCAGGACAGGAUGUGACUCUUGUGUUUCGGCUCAACCAGGGCCCUGUCUUACAAAGAGCUAUGAUUGAUCCGAUCAACCUCACGUAUAUAUGGAAAUCCAUUAAUGUCAUAAUUUUUCUGCAGGAAAAUUUGCACAAUAUCCUUUGUAAACAAGGAUAAGCACCCUGAAUUUUCAAGAGAAACUGUAAAUUUAUGAAGGGACUUCACGUCUGGAAAAUAUAUUGAACAAACAUGCUUUUUAGAUGAUAACUUAUUGUUUGUCCGAUAUCGUUCAAACUUUCACCUCUUGAACGUGCCUGAUUUUCCUUUUUUCCUCUAAAAGCAAGUUUUUAUUUGGGUUGGAUUCCCCUUUAAACAAUUAAUUCUACCUUUCAGCUCACGUUAACUCAUAGUGAUGCUGUGAAGGGGCACCUCUGUGAUUCUUCCUAAAUGCUAUCAAUUACAUAUCGAAUAUGAAAAAAAAAAUUAUUCCACUCCCAGUACAUUACCAAUUGAUGCCUUGUUUUCUGAAUAAAAACCAUGUAAAGAUAAAUGCCAGUUGUGGUAAUAAUCUUAAAAUGACUUUUUACAGAAUCCAAUAUAAUGACCACCCAAGUGCCUGUUUGUAUGAAGAAAAAAUAUGUGCCAAAGGAGUCUGGAAGAAAUUGUGUAAUUGCUGAGAAAUAAGCAAAAUAAGCGCGGAUUCCGGCACUUUAUUCCAGCAAUGAUAAUAUACACUGUUCCACGUGUGCCUAUCCGUGUUCGCGAUCUUCAGUGUGAUCGUUUUUCAGUUUAGAUUUUAUGAUUUCACAAAGUUCAGUUUAUGUAACUGAACCAGAUCUAGAUCCACGAUGAUAUAGUAAUACUUAACCUUGGUUUUGAAGACUUUCUCAUGAAAUCAGUGUUUUACUGCAACUACUUUCAUUUAGCUUUAACAUGAGGUAAUUAUUACACACUCCAAAUUGGCAACGCAUUUGAAAUGUAUUCGUUUUUCAAUAGCUGUAUAAAAAUGCAAAUUGGCAACACUGAUUUUGCUUUGAUUAAAACCAACUUAUCAGGAUGAACUUCCCCUUAAACCAUAAUAGGGAAUAUAUAGUUAUAUAGUUAUAUGGAUUUGCAUAUGCACAAUAUGUUGACUUUUGUUCUACUUAUACACACAUGUAUUUCAGUAUGUCUGUAUGUCCUGCAGGAUGCUUGUCUCUUUGAACAUAUUUUCUUCCUUGUUUCUCAUUGUUUGUAUUUAUUAUAUGUAUGUAUUUGUUACUUGUAUGCAGGGCCCCCAAGAAAAACAGUGCUUAGUCCAGUGAUGGGGUUACCCUGGGUAAACAAAACGAAAUAAAUAAAUAAAUAAAUAGAAUCGGGUUAUUUGAACCAAUCCCAGGGUCUUAUAUUAGGUCUUGUCCUUUGACUGCUCGUUUCAAUUGGCUUGCAUGCCGUCUAAUUAUUCAAGAAUGUCAGGUACAUUGGCUUUUUAAUGAUAUAUAUUUAUUAAAUUGUAUUCUUUAUUUAGAAUCUCUUGAAUAUGUAAAGAUCAUGUACAAGUAAGUAUAUAAAACUUGUGCAACUACAUGUAUAUUGAAAUGAAAGUGUACAGCUGUAAAGACUAACUUGUAGAAAGCAACAUGACUACUGAAUUCUGUAAUUGCCAUAAGCAUGGCAUUUUAGCCAGUUGUUGGGUCUUUGCCAAACAAUAAUACACUGUCCCACAUAUGCUUAUCAGUGUUGCCGAUCUGCCGUGUAAUUUUUUUUUUUUCAGUGUAGAAUUUAUGAUUCCACAUGCAGCUACAUGUACAUUAAUUUUGCUCUAAUGAUGCCUUCUUUAAUAAAGACUAAUAGCUUCAUGCUUCAUCUUUUAUUUCACAUUUCUAAAUAGGCCCUAGAGCAUAUCGGCGUAUAUACUCUAAAGGUUAAUUACUUUCAGUUUCAAAAGGAUGUUUUUGUGCUUUGACGAAACAGGGAGUGUUAAAUGUUUAUUUUAUUAGUUUGCUUUCUAAACCUCCCUCAUGUGAAGCAUUAUAAAUGUGAUAUCAUUAUACUUGAAGAAGUUGGUGAUUACAUUUCAAGUUUUUAUAUUUCUCUUUUGUCGUCAGGCACCGUUGAUAAUGAAUGGUGAAAAUACUUGUCCUA
Messenger RNA from Lytechinus pictus (painted urchin), 4978 nucleotides. RefSeq names its product condensin-2 complex subunit H2-like. Gene Ontology annotation, cellular component: nucleus; condensin complex. Gene Ontology annotation, biological process: mitotic sister chromatid separation; meiotic chromosome condensation. The transcript is spliced from 15 exons. Gene Ontology annotation, molecular function: chromatin binding. Bases 34 to 1896 code for a protein of 620 amino acids. Lineage: Eukaryota; Metazoa; Echinodermata; Echinoidea; Temnopleuroida; Toxopneustidae. The record is from RefSeq and is a predicted model, not a curated record.